Molecule: messenger RNA, 683 nt
Organism: Rhagoletis pomonella (apple maggot)
Lineage: Eukaryota; Metazoa; Arthropoda; Insecta; Diptera; Tephritidae
Product: extensin-like
Exons: 2
Coding region: 1-681 (226 amino acids)
Source: RefSeq, a predicted model, not a curated record
AUGAUGGUGUGUGUCUUGCGUCUAAGAUGGAUGUACACCAUAAUAGUGAGACCAAUAGUGAGCUAUGAUGCGGCGGCUUGGGUUUCCACGGCUGGCGUGUUUUUGAAUUACUGUAACAAUGCGCAUAUGCCCGACGGCAGCGCUGGAGGUAAUGCUGGAACUUGGGCCACUAAAUUCUUCGUUGCUGCUGUCUCCUUCGCCUUGCUGGCUUACGUUGCUGCUGAUGUUUCGCACCUUGGUGGCGGCUAUAAUUAUCCCGCUCCUGUGCACGAGGCAGUUCAAUCGCAACCAAUUGUUCCACAAAAUACCUACCUUCCACCACCAUCCCAAGGUUACAGCUAUCCAGCUCCAGUGCAUGAGGAAGUAAAAUCAGAGCCAAUUGUUCCACAAAACACCUACAUUCCUCCACCACCACCACCACAAAACACUUACAUCCCACCAGCUCCAGUGCAGGAAGCUGUGCUCUCGGAGCCAAUUGCACCACCACAGAACACCUACAUUCCACCACCAGCAGCGCCACAGAACACCUACAUCCCACCACCAGCUCCGGUUCAAGAAGCUGUGCUCUCCCAGCCAAUUGCUGCUCCUCAAAACACCUACCUUCCUCCAACUUCUUCGCACGGUCAGGAUGGUUAUCGUUACAAGACCGUUCGACGUGUUGUCUAUAGACGCCGUUUCUAAAU